CAAUCAUCCAACAAGAGGUACUAUCUGUGACUGCCAGUCCUACUCCCCUGGAUUGUUACAUCAGGCUGCUUGUCGACGAAUACGAAUAUUUUCUGCGCAAUUUUCUCUCUCUUCACAUAUUCUCUUAUUUCUCUCCUUUCACUUUUACCAUCUCUCUCAUACUAUCAUACAACCAAAUUCAACACCACUGUAGAGAGAAAGUGAGAACUAUAGAGAGAGAAAGUGAGAAUUAUAGAGAGAGGAAAUGGAGAGUUCGUCGGAAUUGGUGGCAUUUCCAUUACUGAUUGAAUCCAAUUACAGAGCAUGUACUAUUCCGUACAGAUUUCCUAACGAUAACCCUAGAAAACCUACUCCCACUGAAAUCUCUUGGAUCAACCUCUUCGCUAAUUCAAUUCCUUCUUUCAAAGAACGGGCUGAGAGUGAUGACACAGUGGUCGAUGCUAAAGAUAGAGCUAGAAAAUUUGCAGAGAGGUAUGGCGAUAUACUUGAAAAUAUGAAGAAAGAUCCUGAAAGUCAUGGUGGCCCACCUGAUUGCAUUCUACUUUGCAGGCUUCGGGAGCAAGUGCUUCGGGAAUUGGGGUUCAGAGACAUAUUUAAAAAAGUGAAGGAUGAUGAGAAUGCGAAGGCUAUAUCUUUAUUCAGCAAUGUGGUGAAUCUCAAUGAUGCUAUUGAAGAUCCAGUGAAACGUUUAGAGCAUCUCGUUAGAGGAAUGUUUGCUGGAAACAUAUUUGACCUUGGCUCUGCACAGCUUGCAGAGGUAUUUUCAAAGGAUGGGAUGUCCUUUCUCGCCAGUUGUCAGAACCUUGUCCCUCGACCCUGGGUUAUUGAUGACCUUGAGACUUUUAAAUUGCAGUGGAAUAAGAAGUCCUGGCAAAAGGCUGUGAUUUUUGUUGAUAAUUCUGGUGCAGAUAUCAUCUUAGGAAUUCUACCAUUUGCAAGGGAAUUACUGCGUCGUGGUACACAGGUUAUCUUGGCAGCCAAUGAUUUGCCUUCCAUAAAUGAUGUUACAUAUACGGAAUUGUUUGAAAUUGUAUCGAAGUUGAAGGAUGAAAGUGGACAGCUCAUGGGUGUUGAUACUUCCAAACUUUUGAUUGCCAAUUCUGGCAAUGAUUUGCCGGUAAUCGAUCUUACGAGUGUGUCGCAAGAGUUGGCAUAUUUGGCUAGUGAUGCAGACCUGGUCGUCCUUGAAGGAAUGGGGCGUGGAAUAGAAACAAACCUUUAUGCUCAAUUCAAGUGUGACUCCAUCAAGAUUGGGAUGGUUAAGCAUCCAGAAGUUGCCCAGUUUCUAGGAGGUCGGCUCUAUGAUUGUGUCUUCAAAUACAGUGAGGCUUUCCAUUGAUGUGAAUCUUUAACAACCCUGAAAAAAUUCCUUUUACUCUUACAUUAAGCAUCACAGAUAUAAAAUAUCAGGUCCUGGGAUCUUGUUCUGUUUUUCCUGUACAGCAUACUAUUAGCAUCGCCUUAGAAAAUUGGCACUUGGCCGAGUUAUGCAGAGGCUUAUUUACUCCUGCAUAAUGCCAUUUUUUACUGCAUAGGGAAUUUUCUACAUCCCGAUGUAACGAGUUCAUGUGAUUGGUGUGCGAAUGCUCUAGCUGUGGAAGAUUUUUUUUUUUCUUUGUACUGAUAAUUUAAAUGUAAGGACCAGGAAGAUAUCUAAAAGAAAUACUUCGAAUAUUUAUAAUUCUCAUUGAAUAAUAUGCAGAACGUUGUCUGUCAAUUUUUACAAUAAACUUUGUAUAGACAUACACACUUAUUAUUUUUUGCUUGGAUUACUGCAAAGGCAGGAAGAAAGUUGAUUUAGGAAGAUACUUCUGUCACCAUCAUCAUUUGUUCUUGAUCGGAUAAGAAGCCAUUUUGUUGAUACCGCACAGUCCCUGUGGGUGUCUAGUGUUCCUCUUCAUUCUUAUGUAUCCGCGCUCUCCCCAUUUCUCUCCCCAUGAGUUCUUCACAAUGAUGUAAUCCGAUCCUUUAGCUGAACCGUACCCUACAGCUGUUACUCCGUGAUCUAAAGAUGUUUCACAA
Molecule: messenger RNA, 2022 nt
Organism: Beta vulgaris subsp. vulgaris (sugar beet)
Lineage: Eukaryota; Viridiplantae; Streptophyta; Magnoliopsida; Caryophyllales; Amaranthaceae
Exons: 12
Coding region: 245-1339 (364 amino acids)
Biological process (GO): coenzyme A biosynthetic process
Cellular component (GO): nucleus; cytosol
Molecular function (GO): pantothenate kinase activity; ATP binding
Source: RefSeq, a predicted model, not a curated record